Molecule: messenger RNA, 1245 nt
Organism: Mangifera indica (mango)
Lineage: Eukaryota; Viridiplantae; Streptophyta; Magnoliopsida; Sapindales; Anacardiaceae
Product: probable xyloglucan endotransglucosylase/hydrolase protein B
Exons: 5
Coding region: 160-1041 (293 amino acids)
Biological process (GO): cell wall biogenesis; xyloglucan metabolic process
Cellular component (GO): apoplast; cell wall
Molecular function (GO): hydrolase activity, hydrolyzing O-glycosyl compounds; xyloglucan:xyloglucosyl transferase activity
Source: RefSeq, a predicted model, not a curated record
CAUAUAUAAUGACAUUUCUCGACCCCAUUAAUUUUACUCUGCAUUCACACCCCCAAUAAUGGAUCCAGACUAAAAUUAAACGCUACUUAACCCCUUCUCCUCCCACACUUUAGCCUCAUCACUCUCUCUCACUUUGUUCUUCUUCUCUCUCUACUAAAAAUGGCUUCUCACUUAUGGAUUCCGCUUCUGGGCAUCUUGUUUAUGGUGUCAACAACAAUGGGAGCUCCCCCCAGAAGGCCUGUAAAUGUUCCAUUCGGCAGAAACUACGUGCCCACUUGGGCUUUUGAUCACAUUAAGUACUUUAAUGGUGGCUCUGAGAUUCAGCUUUUCCUUGACAAUUACACCGGUACUGGCUUCCAGUCCAAAGGAUCUUACUUGUUUGGUCAUUUCAGUAUGCAAAUCAAGUUGGUUCCUGGGGAUUCUGCAGGAACUGUUACUGCUUUUUAUCUUUCUUCUCAAAACUCAGAGCAUGAUGAAAUAGAUUUUGAGUUCUUGGGAAACAGAACCGGCCAGCCAUACAUUUUACAGACAAAUGUCUUCACCGGAGGUCAGGGUAACAGAGAACAAAGAAUUUACCUUUGGUUUGACCCAACCAAAGCUUACCACUCCUACUCAGUUCUCUGGAACUUGUAUCAGAUUGUAUUCUUUGUGGACGACAUACCCAUUAGAGCCUUCAAAAACUGCAAAGAUUUGGGGGUGCGUUUUCCUUUCAACCAACCAAUGAAAAUAUACUCAAGUUUAUGGAAUGCCGAUGAUUGGGCCACAAGAGGUGGGCUUGAGAAGACUGAUUGGUCUAAGGCUCCAUUUAUUGCUUCGUACAAAGGGUUCCAUGUUGACGGAUGUGAAGCGUCAGUUGAGGCCAAAUUUUGCGCCACUCAGGGCAAGCGAUGGUGGGAUCAAAAGGAGUUUCAGGAUCUUGAUUCUUACCAAUACAGAAGGCUCUAUUGGGUUCGCAAAAAAUUCACCAUCUACAACUAUUGCACUGACCGUUCUAGGUUCCCAACAACGCCACCUGAAUGCAAGAGAGACAGAGACGUUUAAAUUAUUUGGCUUCUGGGGUUGUGUUAUUGUGCAUUAUUAUUAUUAUUAUUUUUAUGCAUAAUUUUUUAUGCACUAUUGUUAAAUUUUAUGAUAUGGUGAUAUGCAUAAGUUUCUAGUACGUUGUAGCUAGAACUAGAUGCAUAUUGCACCAAUAGAAGUCAUUUGUUUACUUUUGAGUAAUGCUAUGUAUACACAUUUUUAGUA